Punica granatum (pomegranate) is the source of this 1136-nucleotide messenger RNA. The record is from RefSeq and is a predicted model, not a curated record. Lineage: Eukaryota; Viridiplantae; Streptophyta; Magnoliopsida; Myrtales; Lythraceae.
AUUACAGAAAAGUCAAAUAAUGCCCCCAUUAGAAAAAUAAGAAACUGCAUAUGACUUAGACAUCUCACCUUGAAGAAGAGAAGAGGAGGAGGAGAGCAGAUGGAGCUCCAUAAGCAUGAUCUUGAUCUUGUGCUAGUCCCAGGUGGGCUGCUGAUCAUGUUCUUUUACCAUCUCUUCCUCCUCUACAGGUACUUGCACCAGCCUCACACGACCCAGAUGGGAUUCGAGAACCACGACAAGCGAGCCUGGGUCAAGAGCAUUAUGCAGAGCGAAAAGAAGGAUGUCGGGACGUGCCUAGGGGUGAUAUCGUCCAAUAUCUCGGCGGCGACAUUCCUCUCCUCAGUCUCCCUCACUCUAAGCUCCCUUAUUGGCGCUUGGAUAAGAAACUCAACCAGCAACUUCUUCCAAAGCGACCUCAUCUACGGUGACACAAGGACCACCACGAUCUCCAUUAAAUACAUCAGCCUCCUCGUCUGCUUCCUCCUCGCCUUCACCUGCUUCGUCCAGUCGGCGAGGCACUUUGUCCAUGCCAACUACCUCAUCAGCACCCCUGGCAGUGACAACUCGCUGUCCCGGAGCAUCGAGAUUGCCAUAAUAAGAGGCAGCCACUUCUGGUCGGUUGGCCUCAGGGCCCUUUACUUCGCCAUCGACCUGCUGCUCUGGUUUUUUGGGCCUAUACCAAUGUUCAUCGGGUCCAUAGCCAUGGUGCUCCUGCUUCAUUAUCUCGAUUCAAAUUCCGAGCCUCUGAAUCAGCACCAGUACUUGAAGAGAGUCGAGAAGAUAGUCGAGGAGAGAGUCACCGAGGUCUCUUUGGCCAUUCGUGGGCAUCAUGUGGAGUAAGAGAGACAGGGGGCAAAUUUCUCAAGGAAUAACCACAAAGAUUGAGGGUAUUUUAGGCGUAAAAAGAAAGUUUUGAGGUCAUAAUUGGAUUAAAUUUAUCUGGUUUUGGCUCUUUUGUGUAUAAAAGGAUAUGAGAACAUUGUCCUGUUGCUGUUUUUCGUUUUCUCUUUCAAAUUGUGUGGAGGGACAAUUGUAAACAGUUACUGAGAAUGUUCAUCUUUUUUCUUUCCCAUGCAUCAGCUAGUAUGUAUAAGCUCAAUGAGUUUUGACUAAUUCAUAUUCGAGUUGAAUCGACU